AUGUUCAACUCGUACUCCCGCGCCGCAAUCCGACAAUUGAAUGAUGGUAUCAACGGAGGAGAGCUGUGCGUGCCAUGCCAGAUAGCUCUAGAAGAAGACGAGCGUGCGGGCUUCGCUAGUAUUGGUACUCCAGCCUGGUUGAACAAUGGCUUCAGAGAAUACGAGGAAUACCAGCAUCUUACUGAGCCUGUUCUCUAUUGCGAUUGUUGCCGUCAUGUUCUCCGCGCCCGAGAGUUCCAGAGACGACAAGGAAGAGGUCAAAGUCCAUCGGUUGAUGCGCAGAAGUAUCCUGGGGAUUUCAACGGGCUGACAACGUGUGUGUUUCUGCAUGAUGAUGACCUGGAUUUGCAGGGGUAUGAGGCGGCAUUGAACGACUUCAAGGUCAAGGAAUCAGAGUAUAGUCGGACAGUAAGACAUCACUGGGCAGAUGUGGAAUUGAUCAAGAGUUGGCUUGUUGACUGCGAAAAACAUCACGGCCAUGCCUGCAAUGAACACCUGACAUCAGUUACCGAUACUGGGCCGCUUUUGCUUCUGGAUGUUAUCGAUGAUUGUCUCGCGGUUGGGAACUUCAAGGAUCGGUAUUUCGCCUUGAGUUACGUUUGGGGCGCUUCGAAACAGUUCCUGACCCUGAUGGAGAAUUACGACCAGUUGCGCCAGCCCGGAACUCUCUCCAAGCAGCCUUUGACCCGAACCAUCAGGGACGCGUUGACUUUUGUCAAGAGCCUGGGUGAGCGAUACUUAUGGGUUGAUACGAUGUGCAUCAUCCAAGAUGACGCUGCCAAUAAAGCGAGUGCCCUCGCCCAGAUGUGCGCAAUCUACAGUUGCGCCAUGGCCACGAUAGUGGCCCUAAACGGAGACUCCGCCGACGCCGGCCUACCUGGCAUUCCGCCUACGGCCCGCAACACCACCGCAACCUUCGUCACCCCUGGAAUACACAUGGUGGAGCGAUCAUCCUUGGAGAACAUGUUGGCAAACCACACCUACGAUGGUGUAGACGUCGAUUGUAUCUACAACACACGCGCCUGGACAUUCCAGGAACGAUUACUAUCGAACCGGAGCAUCUACUUCCUCGGCGAACAGGUGUACUUUCAUUGCAAGAAGCAGCUGUUGUGCGAAGACAGAUACAUUAGCGAUGACACCAGCUUCUAUACCCUGGACAAGAUGCGCACGACAAGCGCAGAACUGAAGUCCAAGACUACUCGAGCUGGCACAUAUACUCCACUGGACGAGUUUCGUUGGUACGAAGAGAUCAUCGCAGAAUAUACGGCAAAGAAAAUGGGAUAUCCGGAUGAUAUUCUCAAUGCUUUUACUGGCAUUCAGACUAUGCUAACUCGCAUGUUUGAUUGGCCUUUUUUCGGCGGCCUUCCGACUUCUCUUCUGGAUAUUGCAUUACUUUGGACCCCUGUCACUACCACCGAGCGGAGGUUGACUACCUCACAACAGCCAAGCUGGAGUUGGUCGGGCUGGAUUGGGCGAGUCCGAUACGCAGACCUGGUGCGCCCAGGGCAUAGGCCGAUAAGCUCGUUGUUCAGGCCGCUCGCCAAACAUCAGCUCGCCAUGCCAGCUACGAUUGUCUUCGAAUGUAUGAGCGUCCCUCUGAAAGCGUUCGAACUCGCCAAGGCUCCAAAAGGGGUUUUUGACCCAUUUCAAAGCACAUCUAGCCCCAUCACCGAAGACUCAUACUACGUCUUCGACAGCAAUAAACGUCGCUGCGGCAUGCUCAUAGGCCUUUCUCAAGAAAAUGCGUCUGAUAUAGCCAGUGACAAACUGAAGCUCCUCGCGCUUUCGGCUUGGAAGUCGAACAACAGUCUCACGAAGAACGGGCCAGUCAUCUCUCAUCUCUCGGAUAAUGGAUAUUUCUCAGACGAAGAGGUGUACGAUCAAGCUUUCCGCGAUGCAGAGUGGUGUACCUACAACGUCAUGCUCGUUCGCUCAGUCGGCGAUGCGUAUGAGAGGGUUGCAGUGGGACAGAUGCACGUAGACGCGUGGCAUGGAGCGUGUGAGACGCGUGGAAGGUUCAUGGUGAAUUGA
Messenger RNA from Alternaria arbusti, 2031 nucleotides. RefSeq lists its product as uncharacterized. The coding region runs from base 1 to 2031 and encodes 676 amino acids. The record is from RefSeq and is a predicted model, not a curated record. The transcript is spliced from 2 exons. Lineage: Eukaryota; Fungi; Ascomycota; Dothideomycetes; Pleosporales; Pleosporaceae.